AUGGGGUUCGGACGCGGAGGCCUCGGCGCCGGGAAAGCACCGCUCAUAGGCGACGAUGGCGCCAAAGGGAGGGACAUGGAAAGUAUCAACGGCUCAUCCUCUCCUGGUGGAGAAGGACCGCGGGGUCAGCUGGAUGGCUUGCGGAAUCAUUCCGACGGAAAAAUUACUGCAGCUGCUGCGCGCGCUUCUCCCGCUGUCGCCACCGCUAUUGGGCAAAGAGAGCGGCGACGCUUGGGCGGCAAGGGCAAGGAUAAGAAAAACCAAGACGGGAAAGAGGACGAGAAGGGAAAAAACAAGAGGGAGGCAAAGAACAAGAAAAAGAAGGACGAGGAUAAGAAUGACAAAGGCGCCGGAAAAAAGGCGAACAAGAGUCACGGCAGCGACGACAACGGUGAUGGCGACGGCAACGGCGGCGGCAACGGCGGCGGCGAGGAGGGAUCGGGCGGUGAGGACGCGCAUCCCUCCGGCGGCGUUGACGGUCCCGAGAUCGAGGGGUCGGCCGAGGAGGUAGACGAAUCAGGGCCCGAACCCGAAGUAGCGGACGGUUUGGGCGAAGUAGAGGUCGACGUCCAGGUCGAAGCCAAGGACGACGGCGCUGAUCGGCCGCCGAAAGCCGAGAUCGAAGAGGCGGGGGGAGAAGAGGAGGGAGACUCGACCGAUGGGGGCGAUGACGUUGAAAGCGGCUCUAGUAGCGGGAAGAGCGAGAGCACAGGCGCUGCUGAUGCGACCCAAUCAACGGCGUCGUCAUCGGACCAGCGUGACUCUUCCGGAGACUCGCCGGUGGUGGAGGAUGUGGGGGGAAGCGACGUCGACGCGGAAGAGCGAGAAGAUGGAGGGACAGGAGGAAGAGGAGGGUCACCAGCGGGGCCAGAAGAGGCGGGGGAGGAAGGGGGCGUGGAUGGGGAGGAAGCGGCGGGUGGGGAGGAAGCGGCGGGGCCGUUGGGAGAAGUGUUUGAAAAGGAAGAGGGCGACGAGAUGAAGCAAGAAGAGGAAGAGCAGGAGGGGGAGGAGGCGCAGGAGGAGGAAGCCCUCGAAAGGGCGGACGGGGCGAUAAUGCCAGACCAGGAGGAGGAAGAGGAGGAGCAGCAGCAGCAGCAACAGCAACCGGGAGAAGGGGAAAUGACCCAAGAAGCCGACGACGGAACUGGGUUAGCAGAUUCUCCAGCACCGCACGACGAAGCGGGUAGCAGCCAAGAAGAGGCAGGAGCCUCCGUUUCUUCUUUCCAAGACGAGCGCUUGGCAUCGGAUGAGGAGGGCGGAGGAGAGGAAGACGAUUCUGUCGGCGGUUCCGCGGCGGUGGCGCCCGAGCAGCCGCAGCCGCCAACGGACUCUUUGGAAACCCCGGAGACAGAUAUCCAGGAAGCCUUGCUUGCGCCAAGCGGGGAUGGGGAUGCUGCCCUAGAAACCAUGUCUGCGACGGAAGGUGUCGACCGAGGGAGCCCGAGGCCGGUGGCGACGGCUGUCGAGUUAGAGACGGCUGUUGAGGUAGAGACGGCUGUUGAGGUAGAGACGGCUGUUGAGGUAGAGACGGCUGUUGAGGUAGCAGGAGAAGGAGGGGAAGGCGCGUCGUCAGCCUCGGUUACGACUUCGGCCGCGACAAGCGCCCCCGAGACCACAACGGUGCAAGAUUCGCCGGCCUCCGACGCCGUCCAGCCUGCAGGAGACGGGGCCGAAGGGGGAGAAGCAAAAGCAGCAGAAGAAGAGCCGCUCGAGGGCGCGGGCGAGGAGGAGGAGGAGGACGAUCUCGGCGAGGAUGAGGAGCAGGGGGUCGUCCAACCUCCUGGAGACGGUAGGGAGGAAGGAGAAGAGGAGCCGCGCGAGGGCGCCGGCGAGGGGGGCGGGGACGAGCAGGGGGGUUGGGUGCAACCGGGCGACCCGGAGCCUGCUCCGCAAGGAGGUGGCGCGGGCAGCCUCGGAGAUCAGGCGGGCACGACGGUGGCGGCGGCGGCGGUGACGCCAGGUGAAGGAGGAGAGGGCUCGGCGGCAGAGGACGAAGUCGGUGCCGAGGCAAGCGCCGAGAGCAGCGAGCCGCUCGCCGUCCUUGUUCCCGCCGACACUUCGGGAGAAGAAUCGCCCGCCCUCCUGAACGGCACCCCCGUUGCGCCGGCCCCCGCGGAGAGCGUCGACACCCGCCCUGGGGAGGAGGAGGAUGAGAAGGGUGAGGAGGGUGGCGAAUCGGCAGGAGUUCCGCCGCCAGGGAAAGGGAUGGGUCAGAGCGAGGGUUGGGGCUGGGACUGGGACCAUGGGCCGGGGGAGGAUUUGCCUGGCCCUGAAGGCGGUCCCGAACCAGACCCUCUUGAGGAGGGGGGCGACACGGAAUCGCCGCCAGAGGAAGGGACGGGCCGGGGUGAUGGCGGCUGGGACUGGGGAGACAAACCCGCCACCGCCGCCGCCGCUCCGGCUGACGAUCUUCCGCCAGCCCCGCAGGAGCCGGUGGGUGGCGGCGAUGGUGGAGCCGUUGCUCACGGAGGAGACGCGAGCGAGGGGGAUAGCUUCGGCUGGGGCUGGGGCGGCGAUGGGCAGACCCCCGCCGCCGCCGCCGCCGCCGCCGCCGCUCCGGCUAACGAUCUGCCGCCAGCCCCGCAGAAGCCUGUAGAUGACGGCGAUGGUGAAGCCGUUGCUCGCGGAGGAGACGCGAGCGAAGGGGAUAGCUUCGGCUGGGGCUGGGGCGGCGAUGGGCAGGCCGCCGCCACCCCGCCUCAUGGCGAGGAAGAAGAAGUUCCGCAGCCUGUCUCCGGCAGCACCGGGCUGCCUGGCGGUAGUGCGUCCGGCGUUGACGGCCUCGGGCAGGAGGAGGAGGGUGUGUCGCCAGGCAAAGGCGAGGACGGAGAUGGCGCGGCGGCGGCGGCGGCGGCUGAGGGAGAAGGAGCAAGCGGCGGCGGCACCUGGUACUCGGGUGACGGCGCGUCCCCUACGGCAGCAGCAGCAGGAAGCGAAGGCUCCCCCCAGGUCGCCCUUGCGCAGCCCCAAGACAGCAGCAGCAGCAGCGCUGCCGGAGGCCGCGGCGAUGCUAGCCACCCCGAGGAAGAGAACUCAAGAGCCGUCGCCUUUCAACAAGCGCCGCGCGGAGAAGAAGAAGAAGAUGAGGAAGAACGUGGGGGCGGCGGCAGCUGGGAAUGGGGUCCGGGCAGAGGGGGCGGCGGGGCCCCGGCGACGGCUCCGGAAGAAGCACCCACGGGAGAUGGGCAACCGGCGGGGGAGGCGCUGGUAGCACCCCCAGGGGGCAACGCAGAAGACAGCGGCAGUGGUUCCCAGGACGGGGGCGCUGGGCAAGGAGGGCAGCAGGGCGUCCCUGGCGAAGCGGCAGCGGCAACAGCAGCAGCAGUAGCGACAUCUGUGGAAGAAGAUCCGGUCGCCGAGGGCAGCGCCGCGGAAGGCCACCAGGAUGGCUACGAAGGAGGAGGAGAAGGAGGAGAAGAAGGAGGCGAGGAGUCUUCUCACGCCGAGGACAACGGCCGCGGCGGCGAGUCUACGCCGGAGACGGCAGAGACGGAGGCGUCAGGCACGACGAUCGCAACCGGCAGCGGCGACGGUGGAGAAGAGGGGUGGGGGGUGGUCAACGGGGGGGGGGUGGUCGAUGGCGCGGGGGUGGUCGAUGGUGCGGGGGUGGUGGACGGGGGGGGGAUCCCCACGCAGCCUGCCUCCACCAGCGGCGGCGGCGGUUCAGGCUUGUCGGCAGCAGCGGAGGAGGAGGCGGAGCAGGAGGACGAGGAGCGGUGGCAAGUGCAGAGCACGACCGGGGCAGGGGACGCGCCGGCGGCUGAAGGAGGGGCGGGGAGGAUGUACGGCGACCGCUUGGACGACCGGGGACCGACGGAGCUUGCGGGGGUGCCCGCUUCCGCCGCGACGGGCGCGAGCAGCGGCCAAUACUCGGCCGCCGAGGGGAGCGACGAUGUCUCGCCUCCAGCUAACCCGCCGGUCGAGAGCGCGACCGGCGGCGAUAGUGGGGAUGGCUACGGCGGCGGCGGCGGCGGCGGCGGCGGCGGCGGCGGCGGCGGCGGCGGCGACGGGAACAAGGGCAAGCAGUGCACGUCGGACGCGGACUGCGGGGGCGAGCACCUGGCGUGCGGUGGCCACGGCUUGUGCAAGUGCCGGUUCCCGUGGAGGGGCGAGUCCUGCCAGGAGGACGCCUGCCCGGGCAAGUUCCUGUCGUGCGACGCGUGCCACGAGUCCAACAAAGACGUACCGCCGGCGGAGGGCGGCAGCACGUUCCUGUGCGUGUGGGCGGAGGACGAGGGCAGGUGCAGGAGCAGCCCCUCCACGGUCUCGGCGCUCCCGGAAUGCUCGGAUGCUGCUGCUGCUGCUGCGCCGGCAUCGGAGGUGGCGGAGGCGGCGGUGUCGUCGUCGGAGCAGGCGGCGGCGGCAGGAGGGGCGCCGUCGCUCAGAGAUCCGCAACAGCAGACGCCCACCGAGCUGCUGUACACCGCGGGCCUGCCCCUCCUCGUGGUGGUGUUGGUCGGGGGGCUGCUUAUGUUUGUCACGAAGUGCGUCCGGAAGUGCUCGCGGGGAGGCUCGGACGGACCGAACUACACCCCAGUUGACACCGCGAACGUCGAGGAGUCUUCCGGCGGGGAGUGGGCGUGGGACGGGGAGCAAGAAGACGACAUCGAGAUGCCCCCGAAGCCAUCCCCGCCCCCCCCCGCCGCCACCACCACCACCACCAGCGCCGGGGGCGGGCGGCGCGGGGGGGGCUCUCGAGCGCAGCCCGGGGGGCCUAUGCCGGGCAGCAGAAACCCGGCAUCGUCGAUGGUGCUUGCCGGGUCGGAGUCGCGAGAUGGCGCGGCGGCGGCGGCGGCGACGGCAAGGAACGGGGCGUCUAGGCCCUCGAAGCCGGGGAGGGGAUCGAAAGGCGGCGGCGGCGGCGGCGGCGGCGGCGGCGGCCGGGGGCGCCGGGGAGGAAGGGGCGCCAGCGGCGGUUCUGCCAGGGCGAGACAGCAAUCCGACGGCACGAUCGGUAUCCUUGCGGACGACGACCUCUUUGCGGAGCUCGGCAUCGAGGCGAAACCAACCUUCCGGGAGAAGAAGCCCCGCCCGGGUCAGGCGGCGGACCGAAGCUUGGCCCUUCAGGCAUCGGAGGCGACGGGUGGUGCGGCCUCAUGGGUGGAUGACGACCUGGACGAUCUCCUAAAGUGA
Ectocarpus siliculosus is the source of this 5133-nucleotide messenger RNA. Lineage: Eukaryota; Phaeophyceae; Ectocarpales; Ectocarpaceae. The record is from the annotation of a GenBank genome assembly.